AUGACUUCUGAUGUGCCAUCAUUUUGCCUAAACUGCCAAAGUGAGCUGAUUAUUGACAAAAGCUUACAUGGCAGAGACACUGUUGGCGCUGGAUUGACUCACCUUAGUGAUCAAAUUGGGAACCUGAAGUUAGAAGGCCAGGGCGUUGGAAGUCUGUAUGAUAUUAUUUGUAAUUCAGACUCUCCGCUGAAGGGUCCCAUUUGUGAGGCGUGUACAGGUGAACUUCUUAAAGGGAUGGAUCAGCAGCUGAAGGGACUAGAAGAUGAAUAUAGCAAUUACAGAAAACUCCUUGAAUCCCUUAAAACGCGAGGUAUUAACGAGUUUGAUGAAAGUAGCACUAAAAGAAAGAUGGAAAAGCUAAAAACUGAACAAGAGUGCUGUUUAAAGGAAUUAAAGGAGCUGGAAGACAAGGAGAAAACACUGGAUGAAAAAUUAAAUGCGAAAGAGAGCAAAUUGAAUACAGUCCUUGAAAGCGAAGAGAAGUUAUGGAGGGAAAUUCGCGAUAAUCUUAGAACCUUAGUUGAUCUAGAAGCUAGUGAACAAGACGUUGGAAUGCAACUGAGAUAUGUUAGGGAGCAGUUGGAUAAACUCUCGAAAUUAAAUGUUCUGAAUAUUACAUUUCAUAUAUGGGAGCAAGGAAGUUUUGGGACCAUUAAUGGGUUCAGGCUUGGUCGUUUGCCGUCGAUGCAGGUUGAAUGGAAUGAAAUAAACACUGCAUGGGGCCAGGCUGCCCUUUUACUUACAGUUCUGUUCAAGAACGUUGAGUAUUGCGAACUUGAAGAUUAUAAAAUUUUUCCUAUGGGAAACCAUUCAUUUAUUCGCGUUCUUUCAACUGGAGAAGACUUGCCACUUUAUGGGAGUGGUGGGUUCAAACCGUUUGGACAGAAAAAUUUCGAUGAAGCAAUUAGUGCGUAUGUGGAAUGUUUUCGCCAGUUAGAAAAAUAUAUCCAGGUUUAUUUAAUUAGCGAACAGUUGUUAUGGAUUCCAAAUCGUUUGAACUGUCCGUACAAAGCAAAUAGUACGUUCCGCCUACCUCAUAAGAUGCGAAAAGAUUACAUUGAAGACAACAGAGUGGAGUACUCAGUAAAGAUGCAAUUUAAUUCUGAAGAACGAUGGACUAAGGCAAUGAAGUGCUUACUGAUCAAUCUACGAUGGACCAUUUCGUUUGUGGUGACUCUGAGAAGCAAAGGUCGACUUCGGGUGCAGAACUGUGGAAGUUUAGCGACGAAAGGAUGUCGGGUGGUGUCAAGAUUGCAUGGCUUCAUUGACCUCGGUCAAAGCUCUGCAAAGCACUUGGAAGGUUUUACUAAGCAGCUAGGAGAAGCCAAGCUACAAAUAGAGGAGUAUUUUUAUCUCCCAGGAGUUUUGGACGUCUCGCAUUUUCGUCGUUCAAAAAAGGGGGUGCAGAACUGUGGAUGUUUAGCGACGAAAUCAAGUAGAGAUCUUGAAUGGAAAACUAAAUAUGAAAAAGUAGCUCUCGAUAGUGGAGAACGGCUUAGAACAGCUUUGCAAAUUUGCAGCAAUUAUAGGCUCAAGUAAGU
Molecule: messenger RNA, 1541 nt
Organism: Enterobius vermicularis (human pinworm)
Lineage: Eukaryota; Metazoa; Nematoda; Chromadorea; Rhabditida; Oxyuridae
Source: the annotation of a GenBank genome assembly